Messenger RNA from Lactuca virosa, 591 nucleotides. The record is from the annotation of a GenBank genome assembly. NCBI's taxonomy places the organism in Eukaryota, Viridiplantae, Streptophyta, Magnoliopsida, Asterales, Asteraceae.
AUGAUGAUGAUGAUCAUGGACAUGCUUAAUGCCAGUAACUUGGCUACUUUGGUUUGUUGGUGUUUGUUCUUCAGCAGGAUGAUGGGUGUUUUGGACAUUUCAAAUGAGAGAGGAAUGUUUGGAAAACCUAAUUUCGCCCUCACUGACCGGACUUCAGGUACGGAUCUACCUUCAGUGAGUUCGUCGCCACCUACUAACCUUCAACUAAUCUCCGAUCGACGCCUACUAAUCGUUCAAUUGAUUUCAAUUUGUGCUUACAGGUCUCGCCAUCCAUCUCCUGCUGCCAUUUUCUUUUAUGACUUUUAUUUUGUCUACUUGCUACCUUUUUCUCCAUCUGAGUUACCUUCACUAGAUGCUCCCCAAAAGGCCAGAGGGAUCAAAAAAUGGCUGAUUUGGAGGCAUUGCCAAACGGGAAGUGGUUUUGCUUCACAGAUUGAGAAGCAAAAGGAUAAGGAGGAGGAGGGGGACAAGGACAAAAAUGUAAUUUCUAAAAUGAAAUUUGAUCUUUUAAGUGAGAAGAAUGCUACCCAUGAAACCAGACCCAUGCUUACACAAACAAUUGAGGUUGUUUGCAACCAUGAGGCUCUUUAA